Messenger RNA from Fundulus heteroclitus (mummichog), 1395 nucleotides. RefSeq names its product fibroblast growth factor binding protein 3 (gene fgfbp3). Lineage: Eukaryota; Metazoa; Chordata; Actinopteri; Cyprinodontiformes; Fundulidae. Gene Ontology annotation, molecular function: growth factor binding. The transcript has 3 exons. Gene Ontology annotation, biological process: cell-cell signaling. The record is from RefSeq and is a predicted model, not a curated record. Bases 119 to 832 code for a protein of 237 amino acids.
UACUGAUGAGGUUGGGUUGGGAAGACGGAUCAGACUGGAUUAGUGGUGCUGCGCUGCUCUCUGUCUUUUUCUGACAUCUCCUACAAACUGUGGAUAAAAGCCUCGGUGGAAAGCCACCAUGCGUGCUGCCCUGUGUACCUGUGUCUUCCUCCUCUGCCUCCUCUUCCUCGCCGAGGCCAAGCGGCAGCCCGGUCAGGACAAACGAGAAAAACCUCGCACGCCUCCGCCGUCGCCCCCGCCUGCCCGGAGGACCAGAAACCGUUCGGUGCUCAGCUCCGGAGAGCUGACCACCAAGCUGGGCCAUAGCUGCACCUGGCAAACCUCUGGUGAAGGUCUGGUGAGCCUUCUGGUGAACUGCUCCAUAGAAACCGAAGGAGACCAAGAGAGAUACUGGUGUCGUUAUGCUGGUAAGCCUGACCUGUGCCAGGCCUACGGGGUAAAGUCCAGCCAGUACUGGAAGCAGCUGGUGGGAAAGCUGAAGAAACGGGAGAACGCCUGCGAAGGAGAAAAGGUGCUGAAGGCCAAAACCUGCAAGAAGGCGCCCGGCGAGGCCCACAUGAAGCUGGCUCAGCGCAGCGGGGAGGAGGAAAAGAUGGGAGGGAAAGAGGGAGGAAAGAAAAAAGGAGAAGCUGGAGGAAAGAGCUCAAACGGAGGGAAGGUAGAGAAGAGAAAGAAGAAGGUGAAGGAGGAAGAGGAGGAGAAGAAGAAGAGGGAGGAGAGGACUGAAUUUGAUGACGAAGGCAUGAUAAACGACAUGGAACCCGUGCAGACGUACUGCAGCGAGGGAUGGCACUCUGUUUGCUCCUUCUUCGUCAAAUUUUUUGAGGGCUGAUAGAAAAUAGAGAAAGAUUGUUUUGAUCGAUGAUAGUUGGAAAUAAAUCUGAAAAAUAAGUUUUUUAAACCUGUGGGCAGUUCUGGGCAGCUCAUUUAUAAGGAUUCAUGUAAAACUUCUCAACUGCUCUCUGAAGGCUACAGGAAGACCGAUUUAAUUUACAUUUGGUCCAGAAUAUUUGGUAAUUAUAUGUAUAUUUGGAAGAUUAACAUUUAGAUCUAUUAGGCCAGUUUAACCUAAAACUGUACAGAAAAGUGAUUUAGUUUGAAUUAACACGUUAGCUCCAGUCAGUUCUGUAACCUUACUGUGAUCAAAUCCAACUGUUUUGUCAAUUAAUCAGAAUUUGUGUUAAGACGUGAUUUUAUUGUUCUUAGAUUUUGAUUUUUAGAGAACUUGUGGGAUAUUGGACCUUUUUUAACCAAAUUUUGGAUUUUCAUAGAAUGCAUUAAAUACUCAGUGUCAUUAACUCUAGUUAUCUUUAUAGUCACUAAAUCAAUUCUUUCUGUGUUGUUAUUACUUUUUACCCUCAGAUUAAAAUGAUCCUUGAGGAUUCUAAAAAAAAA